Messenger RNA from Carcharodon carcharias (great white shark), 1655 nucleotides. Its product is annotated as ciliogenesis associated TTC17 interacting protein. Lineage: Eukaryota; Metazoa; Chordata; Chondrichthyes; Lamniformes; Lamnidae. Bases 286 to 1620 code for a protein of 444 amino acids. Gene Ontology annotation, biological process: actin filament polymerization; cilium organization. The transcript is spliced from 11 exons. The record is from RefSeq and is a predicted model, not a curated record.
GUCCUGGAGCGGACGGAGGCGUUCCCGUCUCCACGGUAACCGGCGCCUUGGCGACAGCACCAGGCAACGGGGUGAGAGUCUCGAGCGCCUGGGAGCCGUUAACUCGCAGCGGAUGCGGAUUCCUCCACAGGCAGGCGGGACCUCGGCGUCUGUCGGUUGCUGAUUGUUGGUUUGGUUGUCCCGGUCACCGGAUCUGCCCACCGAUUGGCUGCCCGAGCUGUCCAUCAAAGCCGGCGUUGCCCUUCUCACCGCACGCGGAUUGGCUAAAGGGAGGCAGGUUGCAGAAUGUCGACGUCUGAAUUUCCAGAUGUGGAGGCACCCUCAGAUUUGGCAGCUCCAGAACGGCUGGAAUCCCCAGAGCUGGAUACCUCUCUGGGAGAGCUGGCUCACCAAGAAUCAUCGGAUCAGCUUGGACAGCUGGCACCCCCAGGUCAGCCCGAGACAGAAGACCAACUGGCACCCCCAGGUCAGCUCGAGACAGAAGACCAACUGGCACCCCCAGGUCAGCUCGAGACAGAAGACCAACUGGCACCCCCAGGUCAGGCACUAACUCCAGAACAACCAUCACCAGAGCUUUUGCCAACAGUCAGUCCUGAAGCCAUUAAUUUCCUGACUUCAAUCACAACGAAGGAAUUGCAGACGCUUCACUUCACGGACUCCCUGGUGACGAUUUCUGAUACAGGGAGAGAGCUUGGUGAAUUUACCAUCACAGUUCUGCCCAUCUUGUAUAAUUCCUUCUCAUCUUUAAGCGUUCAUGCCAACAGCCACGGCUCCAUUGACUCAAUUCCAUGUGGAACAUCCAUCUCAGCUUACCUCACUCAAAAUCUUGAAACAUUGGAACACUACCACCAUGAAUAUAUAAAGCUGAAGGAACAACCUCUGGUGAGGAAGACAAACAUGAAAAAAGGAGACGAUGGUUAUGUUGUGACGAACGAAAUCACAUCUGGACAGAAUGUGAAAUCCAAGACUUUGAUCUUCAAGCUGGAGGAGAUGAAUGGGUUUGUGUCGGAGGCCAGUAACCUGAUCCUUUUACGAAUUCUAGCCCAACGAAACAAGGUCCCUGACAACAUGGUCUUCCUCUCUUUUGACACUGAAAUGAAACUUUCCCCUUCCACAUACAUGGAUCUGGGGCACAGAAUGAUGAAAAUUGGAAAGGAAGAAAAGGAUGUUUUGGGCAUCCAAAGGACAGUUCACUCAGAGGAAAAUGGUCCCAUGAGCUGGCAGUGCAACUUCCUGCCGGAUGGACAUUUAACAAGCAGAGUGCAAGUGGGCUCCCCAGUUACAAUGGUGCUGACCCAGAUACCUCACGUGAGACAAACAGAUGAAGAGGAUCCCAAACCAGUAUUUGAGAAGAAGCCACUGAAUUGGGAGGAGGACAUGCAACUAUAUUUUAAAUUUAUCGACAGAACGGAGGCGCUUAAAGCAGACUACUGUAGCUACCUCCGACACCACCCAGAGUUGAGGUCCUUAAUGGCUGACUUCCUGGAAUUCCUUCUCCUCCGCAAACCGCAUGAUGUUGUCACCUUCGCUGCAGAAUAUUUUGCCUCUUUCUCCAACCUCCGCACAGAACAAUCACCCUUCCUGACCACCAAUAAGUCUAGCCCCUUCAAAGAACAAUAAGAUUUAAAUUAAAGGUUUUGUGAAUCCACUGUAAA